Linum trigynum is the source of this 390-nucleotide messenger RNA. The record is from the annotation of a GenBank genome assembly. NCBI's taxonomy places the organism in Eukaryota, Viridiplantae, Streptophyta, Magnoliopsida, Malpighiales, Linaceae.
AUGUGGGAGCCAGUUACAUUAGCGAACACUUUCCAGUUGGCUCAAUUGGAGGAGGCUUCUAACGAGGACAGGAUAAAGAAGUGGAGGGGUGGUUCUGGUUUUAGACCAUCACAAGUCACCAAUGUCCCUGUGCAAGUUCAUUCGAAGAAGUGGGAAGGUGCCGGGGGUAGUCGUCCCUCUAAUUCUAGCAACUUUACUAGGUCAACUCCACCUAAGAGUAAUUUCGCUAAGGGCUCUUGUUACAAGUGUGGAGACCGCUAUUAUUUUGGUCAUGUGUGUGAAGCAAAGAAGCAAUUGAAUGCCUUGCAAGUGGAUCAGGGUGUUGAAGAUUUGCAGGAAGAGAUGAGUGACAGUGAAGAAGAAGUUGAGGAAGUGGAAAGUGAACCUUAA